Molecule: messenger RNA, 1126 nt
Organism: Arvicanthis niloticus (Nile rat)
Lineage: Eukaryota; Metazoa; Chordata; Mammalia; Rodentia; Muridae
Source: RefSeq, a predicted model, not a curated record
AUGUGCUGUUCAGAUCCAUGUCUAGAAUUACUGAGGCUUUCUUCAAAAAUCAUUUGCAUCCUGGAUAAAUGUUUUACUACCUAGGAAGGAAGAAAUGGUUUUGAAGUAUAUUAAUAAAAUAAUUUCUCUCUUUAUGACUGUGGUUGGCACUCUGGGGAAUUUGUCUGUUUCUGUGAAUUAUAUGUCCAGUUGGUGGGGAAGCCCUGAGAAGAAACCCAUACACCUUAUUCUCAUCCACUUGGCUUUUACAAACAUCAUAAUCCUUCUUACAAAAGGAUUGCCAAAGACAAUAGUAGCUUUUGGUUUGAGAAACUUCCUGGAUGACACAGGCUGUAAGAUCAUUGUUUACCUGGAGAGGGUAGCCCGUGGCCUCUCCAUCUGCACCAGCAGUCUCCUCACUGUGGUCCAGGCCAUCAUCAUCAGUCCCAGAUCAUCUGGGUGGAGCAGACUCAGGCCAAAGUCUGCAUGGCACAUCUUUCCAUUCUUCUUAUUCUUUUGGAUAUUCAAUGCUUUACUAAGUGUGAACCUAAUCCAUUCUAUCACAAAUACAAGUCUAAAUAUAUCACAGCUUAAGAAUAGCGACAUCUAUUGCUAUUUUAUGCUAGAAAGUCAGGAAAUAAAAUGGAUUGUUCUCCCUCUUAUGGUCCUGAGAGAUGCAGUGUUUCAGGGUGCAUUGGGAGGGGCCAGUGGCUACAUGGUAUUUCUUCUCCACAAGCAUCACCAGCAUGUCCUCUACCUUCAGAACUCCAAGCUUCUCUACAGAACUCCCCCUGAGCUGAGAGCUGCUCAAAGUGUCCUCCUUCUGAUGCUCUGUUUUGUUUUCUUCUACUGGACAGACUGUGCCUUUUCUCUAAUUUUAAGUCUCUCUUCAAGGGACAAUGCCUGGAUGGUAAAUACUCUAGAAUUUCUGACCCUUGGCUAUGCAACUUUUAGCCCUCUUGUGCUGAUUCACAGGGAUGGACUUCUGGAUGAAUGUUGGCAUGCUCAGAUGGAGAAAUUGAGAAAAUGUCUCUCUCAUUUAUAUGUCCAAUAAGUGUCAAAGAAAUCUCAGUUUUGCAAUAAUGUGUGUAAGACAAAAUCCUGCAAAGCAGUUUAAGCAUGUGUUUAUCCUCAGUCACUUAUGACU